AUAUAAAACCGAUACCCAUUUAUUUCAGUCCCCCCAACAAAAUCCCCUUCAACAAAGAGACCCGCUCAAAUUGUAAAAAAAAAAAGACCAUUCUUUAACGCAAAUUCUCCUUUUUCUUUUUUCGAUCUUAUCCUAAAUUUGACCCCGCCCAACAGCUAUGGAGAUAUUCCAGAGGGCCAAAAUCGUCCGCCUGAAAAGCGCCCACGGCAAGUACCUGACGGCCGAGGAGGACGAGGAGUCCGUUACCCUCGACCGGAACGGCUCGUCCUCCAACGCCCGCUGGACCGUCGAGUUCGUCGAGUCCUCCGCCGGAGACAUCAUCCGGCUCAAGAGCUGUUACGGGAAGUAUCUGACGGCGUCAAACCAGCCCUUUCUGCUUGGGAUGACCGGCCGGAAGGUCCUGCAGACGCUGCCGCCCAAGCGCCUGGACAGCUCCGUCGAGUGGCUGCCCGUCAGGGACGGUGGUGGCGGCGCCGUCAAGCUGAAGACGAGGUACGGCCAGUUCCUCAGGGCCAACGGCGGCCCGCCUCCGUGGAGGAACUCGGUGACCCAUGACGUGCCCCACCGGACGGCCACAAGGAAUUGGGUGCUGUGGGAAGUCCACGUUGUUGAGAUCGUGGUGGCUGAGUCGCCGGUGGGGAAGGCGGCGCCGCCGCUGCCGCUGGUGGCCGGAAAAGAGGAGGUCGUGGAUUCAGGGGUGGUCGGAGAGGAGCUUUCGGCUAGGUAUUCUUCGAGACCGGUUAGCUUUUCUAGCCAAGAGUCAAACAACUCCUUGGCCAGUUCACUCCCAAAGGGCAGUGACGGGAGGCUGAUAUAUUUUCACAUAGCCGACGAGAAUGGGAAAAUCGACGAGGGUUUUGAGGAGCUAUGUAUUGUGUUCAAGGGGAAUGAAGUGAGCGAAUUGACUUGGAGGCUAGAAGAGGAAUUGGGAGCCGAAGGCAUUACCGUGUGCGCCAAAAGCCCUUUGAACGGCAAACUUUAUCCCCUCCGUUUGCAGCUUCCUCCCAACAACACCACAAUGCACGUUGUUGUGCUUCCACCCACUUCACAAGGUGAUUUCACCUAAUUCUUUUUUUUUUAGUUAGUUAUGAACUAGUGAUUUCAUGUUUUUAUUCUUCGUUGUAUUUGAUUGUGUGUGGUGCUUUAACAUAAAU
Molecule: messenger RNA, 1154 nt
Organism: Striga asiatica
Lineage: Eukaryota; Viridiplantae; Streptophyta; Magnoliopsida; Lamiales; Orobanchaceae
Source: the annotation of a GenBank genome assembly